This is a messenger RNA of Bursaphelenchus okinawaensis, 2716 nucleotides long. The record is from the annotation of a GenBank genome assembly. NCBI's taxonomy places the organism in Eukaryota, Metazoa, Nematoda, Chromadorea, Rhabditida, Aphelenchoididae.
AUGGAGAAGAUAUCGUCACCAUCCGAAACGUGUCACAGCUUGGGAUCAAUCAAGCUGCCUGAGGAUGUACUAACUGAGGUGUUUUACUUUGGAUUCGUCACUCCGUAAGUUUGUAGAAGCAUAACCUCUCAAACACGUAGACAUUACUUUAAAAAUGAUGGCAUAUGUGAUUUCAGAAAUGAUGUAGAAGCGUCGCUCGAGAGAGACGGUGAAUUCGCAGUUUAUGCAAUCGAAACGACCGCUUUGGAGAAGACCUUCAUCUUCAAGAUGGCCUACAAAGCUAACGCUAAGGUAAGAGUCUUACAUGGUUAAGCAUUAGGUUGUUCAAAUAAUUCUGCGCCCUUUACGCUCAAAAAUUUGUCUUAAUAGGGGCGCAGAAUUAUUUAAACAUCUUAAAAGUAAAGUGAAACCAAUCAUUUUAGUUUUCAAAACUGUUUAUUUAUGUAACUAUGCUAGUAAUACUUAUAAUAUCUGAAGUGUUACAGUAGUAUAAUAUUUGGAUGUUCAGGUAACUCACCUCCAGAUCAGGACGACUCCAACCCUCGAGUACUACUUUGAUGAUAAGCGGUUCAAGUCAAGGACAGCUCAGACUAUCAAAAAGCUGGUUAAAAGCUACAUCAACUCCAAAGAAAUGCCACUGACAGAGCCUGCCAAGAGACCGGCCAUCUUCAUUCGCAAUGAUAAGGUCCAGAUCAAGCACCGAGUUGGCGAAGGUAGGAUAAUAUGACAUUUGUAUUGUUUUGGAAGAUCUUUUGAAAGAAGGAGCUACGUGUAGAGUUUAAGAUAACUAUUGUAGUAUAAUAUACUACAUUUCAGGUAACUUCUGUUUCGUAUCCAAAGCCGUGAUGACUGGCACCAACAGGGUCCUGAAGAACGUGGCCGUGAAGAACUUCAAGGAUUCUGAAAUCACAGCCCAGACCCACGCCGAGCAGAAGGAGAUGAUGACUGAGAUCAGCUCGUUGUCCGCCACUUACCACGUCAACAUCAUUCAGUUCUAUGGGGUGUUAUGUGAUGUGCCACCCAUCAAGGUAAGUAUUGUAUAUUAUCUUUUACCAAUUUUAAGCUGGUUUUGAUCGUUUGAACCAUACCAUAAUGUUUUUUAAAGUUGUCAAGAUGCCACGCUGUAGUAUUAUACUGUAAUAUCCCACAGUAAAACCAUCGUGUUUUAGUUGGUCAUGGAGUUUUGUCCAGGAGGAAGCUUGGGCUCUCACCUCCUCUCCCAGAAGGACGCCAUCAAGAUUGGAGAGCGGAUUCUGUACCUUUUUGAAGCCGCCAGAGGCAUGGAGUACCUCGAGGGCAUCAGCAUUGUCCACCGAGAUCUGGCCGCGAGGAACUGUCUGAUUGCCAUUGACACGACACUCAAGAUCGGAGACUUUGGCCUCAGCCUGACGACCCAGGAGCUGAGCGAAGAGAAGAUUGACGGUAACUUCAAGGCCCCGAUCCGCCUUCUGAGCCCCGAAACCAUCGGAAAGAAGCCUCUGUUCUCGCACAAGAGCGACGUCUGGUACGUUUGUUUUGUUUGUAGUCGAAAGCAAUGUUUUAAUCUGUUGUUCUUGAUAGUCUUUGCAUUCUGAUCGAGAAGCGAUCGACCAACCAUAGCUCAGUUGGUAGAGCGGAGGACUGUAGUUCAGCGGGAAUCCUUAGGUCGCUGGUUCGAAUCCGGCUGGCUGGAAUUUUUUUUUUGAUUUUUCAGUUUAAGUCUUAUAUUCUAUGUACUUUGUGACCAUUUUUUGAUCGAGAACAACUGUAACAAUCUGAUAUUAUAGUAGUGUACGAUAACUUUUAACUAAUCUUAAUUUUAAAAUGAUUUCAGGGCCUAUGGCAUGCUUUGUUGGGAGAUCUUCAACAAUGGCCAGAAACCAUGGCCAGACGAUGAAGUCAAGAAGAUUGCCAGAGACAUUAACACCGGCAAGAUGCCCACCGUUCCCAACACGAUGCCCCCAGAGGUGAAGGCGAUAGUCAAGGCGUGCUGGAACAAGGACCCAGAGAGUCGACCAAGCUUUUGGGAUAUCUUGCACAAGCUUCACAAGCUCGUCAAUGGCAAGUACGCUCCUCCACCACCUCCUGAAAGGUCUACCACCAGGAUCAAAGGAGUUUAUGCCAAGUCGCUGGACGAUCUCAAUCUGAAGGCCAAUUCGCCAAAGGGGCGGAAGAAGAAUAGGCGGAUCUUCUCGGUUAGGGUAGGUUAAACUUUUUUUAAAAAUUUAUUGGUUUUUAUUGAUUUUUUUCGCUUGAAAAUGUCAUUUUGACAAAGAAAUAGCCGUUGCAAAACACAAAAAACAAUAUUAAUAUUUUAAAUUUAUUUUUUCUAAUUUCAGGACGACGAUGACCCUCACCACAGGCACAAAGACACUGUCAGUCAGCAGUCGAAUGCAACGACGACAACCACCAACUCUUCGAGUGGCAAAAAUAGUGGCGCGGCUCGAAAGAAACGACCGGUUGGAAGCGUCAACAGGACUAAUUCUCUUGGCCUGGUACAGUAGGUUUUGAAAAAUUACAAUUGAUAUUACAGUAUUCAUUGUUAGUAGUCCAUUUGAUAUAGUAUAUAACUAUAGCAGUAUUCCAGUUGAUUUAAAUUAUAUUGUUUUAUGGUUGAUAUCAAUUUUAUUAUUGAUUUUACUGAUUGAGUACUAAUUGGUUUACUUUCAGACGUCGCAGCAUUACCUUACCUUCGAAAAGCGUUGGUCAAGAGCGUUCCAAGUUCAAGCGAAAGUAA